Molecule: messenger RNA, 555 nt
Organism: Knipowitschia caucasica
Lineage: Eukaryota; Metazoa; Chordata; Actinopteri; Gobiiformes; Gobiidae
Source: the annotation of a GenBank genome assembly
AUGGCGUCUUUGGAGUCCCGCGCUCACCCUGGAGCCACAGAGAACCUGGGCCGGAUGGGAAAAGCCACUGUGUGGUCGAGAGCUGCUCUGGGGGAACUCUCAAACUUAAACCCUGCAGCUGUCAACACAAAGAGAGGAGCCUUCAAGACACAAGCCUGUCUAAAGACUAGGCUCCCAGAGAAGCAAGCAGAGGUCUUGGCCCCUGAAUGCACCCUGGAGCAAGAGGAGACUGCACUGUGCCAGGCCUUCUCUGAGGCUCUGCUCACAGUGGAGGAUAUGGAUGAAGAAGACUGUGAUCUUCCUCAGCUCUGCUCACACUACGUCAAAGACAUCUACAGAUAUCUGCACGAGCUGGAGCGGCAGCAGCCUGUGCGGCCGCACUACAUGCAGGGCUACGAGAUCACAGGCCGCAUGAGGGCGUUGCUUGUGGACUGGCUAGUCCAGGUGCACUCUAGGUUCCAGCUGCUGCAGGAGACUCUGUACUUGACUGUGGCCGUGCUUCCUGCAGGUGUGCUAAGGCAGAUGGCCUCCCUCAGUGUUGGAGAAGGGCUGUAG